This is a messenger RNA of Gopherus flavomarginatus (Mexican gopher tortoise), 3045 nucleotides long. RefSeq names its product fidgetin, microtubule severing factor (gene FIGN). Lineage: Eukaryota; Metazoa; Chordata; Testudines; Testudinidae. The record is from RefSeq and is a predicted model, not a curated record. Bases 356 to 2626 code for a protein of 756 amino acids. Gene Ontology annotation, molecular function: ATP binding; microtubule severing ATPase activity; ATP hydrolysis activity. The transcript has 3 exons.
CGUCCAGCUGCUGGCAUGCUGGCUCCUUGCAAAGCAGCUGUUUUGGGUUUGAAAUUCCAACAUGGCAGAGGCUGCAGUCAGUCUUCCCUUCAAAAACUUGGAAUGAUUUCAAAUCAUAGGCACCUUCACUUAACCCGAGCCCCCAUUCAUCAGCAAACACAGCGGAUCGAUGCUACUCUAACCUAUCGCGUUCUCGUACCAAACCUGCAGGUUAAAUGAAUACCUGACGAAAGGGCCCACGUUUCAAGGCAGUGACAUUUGAUAGCUGAGAGGAAAAGUGGCUUUAAUGAAAAGCAACCUUUGGAAUUCCUGCUUGUGAAAAAUCCAAUUCAGCUUUUUGUGCUGCCAGCAAGAAAUGAUCAGUAGCACCAGUGUUUAUGGCUUGAAGAUGCAGUGGACGCCAGAGCAUGCCCAGUGGCCAGAACAGCACUUUGAUAUCACUUCAACUACCCGGUCUCCUGCUCACAAGGUGGAAGCAUACCGUGGACACCUGCAGCGCACCUAUCAGUAUGCCUGGGCUAAUGAUGACAUUUCUGCGCUGACUGCCUCUAAUCUAUUGAAAAAAUACGCAGAAAAGUAUUCUGGUAUUUUAGAAGGCCCAGCCGACCGACCCAUCCUCAGUAACUAUUCCGAAGCUCCGUCAGCACUGGUGAAUGGUCGGAAGAAUGAAAAUGAACCCUGGCAGCCUUCUUUGAACUCAGAGAGUGUUUAUCCUAUGAACUGUGUCCCGGACGUUAUUACCGCCAGCAAAGCUGGAGUAAGUGCAGCCCUCCCUCCAGCAGAUGUCUCUGCCAGUAUAGGGAGCUCACCUGGGGUGGCCAGUAACCUGACAGAACCUAGUUAUUCUAGUAGUACCUGCGGAAGUCAUACAGUACCUAGUCUUCAUUCAGGGCUCCCAUCUCAGGAAUAUGCCACAGGAUACAAUGGAUCUUAUUUACAUACUAGUUACAGUGGCCAGCCAGCACCUGCACUUCCAUCACCUCAUCCAUCCCCUUUGCAUAGCUCUGGCCUCUUACAGCCGCCACCACCGCCACCACCACCCCUAGUCCCAGGCUACAAUGGAACUUCUAACCUCUCCAGUUACAGCUACCCAUCUGCUAGUUAUCCUCCUCAAACUGCUGUUGGGCCUGGGUACAGCGCUGGUGGUGCCCCACCUCCCUCCGCAUACCUGCCUUCAGGAAUUCCUGCUCCUACUCCUCUUCCCCCUACCACUGUACCUGGCUACACCUACCAGAGUCACGGUUUGACGCCCAUUGCACCAUCGGCUCUGACAAACAGUUCUGCAAGUUCUCUCAAAAGGAAAGCUUUCUAUAUGGCAGGGCAAGGAGAAAUGGACUCCAGUUAUGGAAAUUACAGCUAUGGCCAACAGAGAUCUACACAGAGUCCCAUGUACAGAAUGCCCGACAACAGCAUUUCAAAUACAAACAGGGGGAAUGGCUUUGACAGAAGUGCUGAAACAUCAUCCUUAGCAUUUAAGCCAACAAAGCAGUUAAUGUCCUCUGAGCAGCAAAGGAAAUUCAGCAGUCAGUCCAGCAGGGCUCUGACACCCCCUUCCUAUAGUACUGCUAAAAAUUCAUUGGGAUCAAGAACAAGUGAAUCUUUUGGGAAGUACACCUCCCCAGUAAUGAACGACCAUGGGGAUGAGCACAGGCAGCUCCUCCCUCACCCAAUGCAAGGCCCGGGACUUCGUGCAGCUACCUCAUCCAACCACUCUGUGGACGAGCAACUGAAAAAUACUGACACACACCUCAUUGACCUUGUAACCAAUGAGAUUAUCAACCAAGGACCUCCUGUGGACUGGAAUGACAUUGCUGGCCUAGAUUUAGUAAAGGCUGUCAUUAAAGAGGAGGUUUUAUGGCCGGUGUUGAGGUCAGAUGCAUUCAAUGGACUGACUGCUCUACCUCGGAGCAUCCUUUUAUUUGGACCUCGGGGAACAGGCAAAACAUUAAUGGGUAGAUGUAUAGCUAGUCAGCUAGGAGCCACGUUUUUCAAAAUCACUGGCUCUGGGCUUGUCACAAAGUGGCUAGGGGAAGGAGAAAAAAUUGUUCACGCUUCCUUCCUCGUGGCAAGGUGUCGCCAGCCUUCAGUGAUUUUUGUUACUGACAUUGAUAUGCUUCUUUCAUCUCAAGUGAGUGAAGAACACAGUCCAGUAAGUCGGAUGAGAACCGAGUUCCUUAUGCAGCUGGACACUGUUCUAACUUCUGCUGAGGACCAAAUAGUAGUAAUUUGCUCCACAAGUAAACCAGAAGAAAUAGAUGAAUCUCUUCGAAGGUACUUCAUGAAACGACUUUUAAUCCCACUUCCUGACAGCACAGCACGGCACCAGAUAAUAGUACAACUGCUCUCACAGCACAAUUACUGUCUCAAUGACAAGGAGGUUGCACGGCUUGUCCAGCGCACAGAAGGCUUUUCUGGACUGGACGUGGCUCAUUUGUGUCAGGAAGCAGUGGUAGGCCCACUCCAUGCCAUGCCAGCCACAGACCUUUCAGCCAUUAUACCCAGCCAGCUGAGGCCAGUUACAUAUCAAGACUUUGAAAAUGCUUUCUGCAAGAUACAGCCUAGCAUAUCUCAAAAAGAGCUUGAUACUUAUGUUGAAUGGAACAAAAUGUUUGGUUGCAGUCAGUGACACUUCUUAAAAAAAAAAUUGAAAUGAAUGUUGGCACACACACAACCUGCUACAUAGGGUAUAGAACCCCUUUUCAGUAGUGUUAAAAUUGCAAAGGGUACUGGGAAGACUACAAUUACCUUGCAUCUAAAGAGUCAGAGUAGACUUGAAGGAUAAGUGCAUCAAACAAGAGCUGUUGAUCUGAAAAACCACACAUGACAGAAAGCGUAUGUUGAUGCUCAGUUCUGUUCAAGCUAGACAACACUCACCAAGGAGCAAGGUGCAAGUGGGUUGAUUUCAGAAGGACAUGAACCCUGUGUGUUGAUUCCAUUCUGCUGUUCUUGAGAUUUAGUUGCUGUCAAGUGCCUGAAGUGGUGCUUUAUUUUUUGUUUGCCUCACAAUUACAUUGGUGGCAUGUGCUAAUAUAAAGAGCUUUAACU